Mastomys coucha (southern multimammate mouse) is the source of this 5168-nucleotide messenger RNA. RefSeq names its product zinc finger and SCAN domain containing 18 (gene Zscan18). The transcript is spliced from 12 exons. The record is from RefSeq and is a predicted model, not a curated record. The coding region runs from base 1633 to 4032 and encodes 799 amino acids. Lineage: Eukaryota; Metazoa; Chordata; Mammalia; Rodentia; Muridae.
UGUGACGUCAGUCAGUUCAGGAACACCUCAUCCGGGAGCUUGGGGCGAGCACGCGCAGACCUCUGGCGUCCCACGUGGGGGUUGUGCCUACGGAGGGGGAGUGGGCGUCUCCCUGGUUCUUAGGUGGGGUCUUCAUUCUUUGUUGUCGGUCUCCAUGCUCCUCCCCACUCUUACGCAGAGGCGGAGCAGAGCCUGUCUGGGCAUCUUGGGAUCCGAAGCCAAGGCUGGGCUAGUGCCCUUUUGUUGAGCGUAACAGUCACGUGUGUUCUCACCCUGCAGGACGCGGAGAGUGAGGUUCGCACUUCCCCGCUAGUGUGGACCUUGCUGCUUUCCCUCCAAGUGCACACGCUGACGUUGCUCCUCCUCUUCCCUUCCUUCUCUCCAUCUCAGGGUUAGGGACUGAAAUACCUACUGUUAUUGUCCACUCCCAAGCUUUCUUCUCUGCCUUUCUGCCCACCACCUUUUUCUGCCUUCCCUCCAUCCCUUUCCUCACAGAGACAGCGUCCCCUCCCUGCACCUCUGUGUUUGGUUUCUCUUCCUAGAGGCUGUGAAGUCUCCCAAUUCGUCUUCCUUCUCUCCCUGCUGGGUAUUGCCUUUCCCUUGUAAAUACAGGCGUGGACUGGGUGGCCUUUACCCACAGGCCCCUGAUGCCCAAUCCUUUCCGAGGUCAGACAUCCUAGACUUAAGUGAGUUCUCAAUUCAGCAUCUUGUGUAGUCUCUGUAAAUGACUUCUUUCUCUCCAUUCCUCAGGGCUCACCUCGAAGUUUUGUUUUGUUUUUCCUAUUAGCCACACCCUUCUCCCAUUGUGUCUUCAAAAUCCAUUGCCUUUACCUCUAAGAAAUUUCCAGAAUCCAACCACCCCCUCGCUUGUGUUCUCACCAGACAACAGGGUAACUUGUCAAAAUCAUGAGCUUUCAUCACUUUAAACCACGACCCCUUCAGCUUCGCAACCGCUAGAGUCCUCACAAGCUUAGGCACGGACUACUGGCCCAGGAACCUACAUCAAAGCGGAAGUCGGAGCAUAAGCCUGCCACCCUGGGCAGUGCAUUCUCUGAGUUUGCUUGGCUUUAUUAGCACCGUUGCAGAAGUUAUUGUUCCUCAUUGGCUGGUGUCAUUGGUUCUGAGUCUGCACUGGGGCAGAACAUCAUGGUAUCUCGAGAGCUGCAUCGCCUGAACAUAUUAUUUGGGCACCCUUGGUCUCAGGGGACAGUAGAUGCUUCAGCAACAAGUGCAAAGUCAAAAUGAGCUUGACUCCAAAGCCAGGAUUCAAAUAUCAUUCCCUUUACCCCCAGCUUGGGAAAGAAAAGUCCAAUGGAAGCAUCAACUUAGGAUGUUUUUCAAGAACUACUUAAUUUUACAAACAUGGGAAGAUCCAUCAGGGUUAAUUCCAUUUUAUCAGCAUUAAGAGAAAUCUGCGAAUGGACCAGGACUCAUACUGGAGAAGAGCUGUGGAGAUGUAAUAUGUAUGAAAAGUAUUCCUCUGGAGUCUCCUGCCUUAUUAUGAACCUGAGAAUUCACACAGGACAAAAGCUGUCCUGGUACUGCUGACCUCUCCUGGUUACCCUGUUAUCUUUGCCGUCUUUGCUGAGUUCUUGGCUAGACACAGUUAUAUUUCUGUGGCAGCCCGUGAAGAUGCUGCCUUUGGAGAGGGCGUUAGCCUCCCCUAGAAGCUCUCCACCCCAACCAGAACCAUCUACUCUGUGGUCAAAAGAUACAGCACAGCAGGAAGAACCUAGCCAGCAGGAGGAACCCGUCCAUCGGGAAGGACUCAUGAAGCAACAAGAACCCAGCCAGCAGGAGGAAUGCAGGAGGCAGGAUGAACUCAUCCAGAAAGAAGAACCCAUCCAGCUGCUGGAGACUAGUCAGAGGGAUGAGCCAAAUCAGAGGGGAGAAUUCAGUAAGCAGGAUAGCCCUCUCACCCAGGGGGAAGAACUCAGUGAGCAGCAAGAACCUGGCCAGGAGGAUGUACCCAUGCAGCAGGAAGAACCGAUGCAGCAGGAUGAGCCCAGCCAGUGCGAAGAACCCAUGCAGCAAGAUGAGCCUGUGCAGCAGGAUGAACUCGUGCAGCAGACAGAGCCCAUUGAGCGGGAUAAGCCCAUCCAACAGGAAGAACCCAUUCAGCAGGAGGAACCUAUUGAUCAGGAUAAGCCCAUCCAACAGGAAGAACCCAUUCAGCAGGAGGAACCUAUUGAUCAGGAUGAGCCCAUCCAACAGGAAGAACUGACCCAGCAGGAGGAACCUAUUGAUCAGGAUGAGCCCAUCCAACAGGAAGAACUGACCCAGCAGGAGGGACCUAUUGAUCAGGAUGAGCCCAUCCAACAGGAAGAACUGACCCAGCAGGAGGAGUCCAUUCAGCAGGAUGCUUUCAUGCAAAAGGAACUCAUCCAUCAGGGGGAGCCUGUCCAACAUGAACUCAUCCAGCAGGUGGGGCCCAUCCGGAAGGAACUGACUCUGCAGGAGGAGUUCAUUCAGCGGGAUAAGUCCACCCAAAAGGAGGAAUUUAUUCAGCAAGAGAAGCCAGUUCAGCAGGCAGGGUUCAGUGAACAGGAGGAACCCAGCCAGCAGGAGAAACCCAGCCAGCAGGAGGAACCCAGCCAGCAGGAGGAACCCAGCCAGCAGGAGGAACCCAGCCAGCAGGAGGAACCCAGCCAGCAGGAGGAACCCAGCCAGCAGGAGGAACCCAGCCAACAACAGGAAGAACCUAGCCAGAAAGAUCAACCAAACCAACAGGAAGAACCCAGCCAGCUGGAGGAAACAGAAACCAUCACUGAGAGAUCUGCUGCUGACCUUGAGUUUUCCCGCCUGCGCUUCCGGGAGUUUGUCUACCAGGAGGCAGCUGGACCUCACCAGACUUUGGCUAGGCUUCAUGAGCUAUGCCGUCAGUGGCUGAGGCCCGAGGCCUGCUCCAAAGAGCAGAUCCUGGAGCUGCUUGUUCUGGAGCAGUUCUUGGGCAUCUUGCCAGACAGGGUCCGUCCCUGGGUGGUAGCCCAGUAUCCUGAGAGUUGCAAGAAAGCUGCCUCCCUGGUGGAGGGUAUCUCUGACAUCCUGGAGGAGCCAGGAAUGAUGUUGUGUUCCCCGGGUGGGUCAUCAUCGUCAUUCAGCGAGGGAGACUAUGAGAGGUGUCUUGAGCCCCUGCUGCUACCAUGUGGGUUGCUAAGUCCCAACAGAAACUUAAGACCUAGGGACAUCCUGGUACACCGUGAUACUUCUCCCCUUCUUCCAGCAUGGCCUACUCUGGAAUCUGUGCAUUUGGAUCAAGAGCAUACAGAGGGAGAAAAGAAGACUGAAGAGGCCAGCUCUGCCCCAGCUGAGCUGAAGGAGCCUCUCCAGUCGGAAUGGGACCACCUGGAUCCCACAGAGGAUAACCUGACGAGUUACAGCAAGCUACUCCUGUGGGGGUGUCAGUUUUCUCAGGCUGGUCCAUCUUCCAUGCUGGAGAAAGAGGAACCUUGUGCGGUGGAAAAGCUGCCAGGGGUCAGCCUCCCAGACACCACCAGGCAGCAGGAAAGCAAAGGAAAUGUGUGUGAGGAAGUCUCCUUAGGGGAGACACUGAUGGAGAGUCUUUCAGGGGAUAUUCCUGUUAGCUCUUCAAUACAUACUGCCGUGGCGGAGGAACAGCAACCUCAGAAGGCUCUGGAUACUGAGGGUGAAUAUUCAAGCCCUGCCAGUCCCCAGCGGCAAUCAGUCAUCCAGCAGUCAGCCCAGGACAAGGAUAGGCCACAUCAAGGCACUGGGACAAAGAGGCCCCAUCCAGAUGACGAGGAUGAAAUGCCCCUUGAGUGUCUUUCCAGCACUAGCAGCUACCAGCUGCCAUUUGAUGCAGGGAAGGUGCUUCAUGUGGAUGAUGAUGACUCUGGGCAGGACCCAGGAACUUCUGCUGGGGGAUGCUCUGCAGCUGAUGAGUUUGAUGCAUCUCAAGGGAAGCCCUACACAUGCAGUGAAUGUGGGGAGGCCUUUGCAUGGAUCUCGCACCUUAUGGAACAUCACAAGAGUCAUGGCAGUGAGACAUGCUAUGUGAGCCAGGGAUGCUAGGAACCCCUCCAGUUCAGCUUGGUUGUGGUCAAGCACCACAAGAGUCACAUACAAACAAAACAAAACAAAACAAAGCCACACCAAGAGCCCUUCUCUGCCAGAAGCAAAACUCACUGGUGGGAGGAUUGGCAGCUUCUAGUGUGUGGGUGGUUUUCCUUAUACAACUUGAGGUAUAAGGCUAAGCAACUCUGUUAUAACUGUCCCAUGACAUGACAACUGUAGCAUGAGUAACCCUAAGGCUCAUGUGUGGUAGUGGAUUCUUGGGGUAUUUCUACAGGCACAUCUGUGCUUAUUUUCUGGAUGCUAAUGUGCUGAAAACAACUAGAAAGGGGCAGGGCCCUUAUCUUAGAAAUACACUUUGGUCUGAUGUUAUAGCUUGUAAAUCAUCAGAUGUGAGGGAAGACUCCAUUUCUACAGUAUUUUAAUACCACUUAUACUCUGGUCAUUUGACAUUAUACAAAGUGUUGAGUUGCCUUAAAGUAUGUGAUCUAGUGGCGCUUUCUUGAGCCCUCCUUGCCGCAGUUGCUUCUCCUUGAGCUCCCUGUUUAUUCACACAUAAUUCUUGCCAUCUAUUCUGGCCUUUUUGUAAGUACGUGAUAUCAGGUUUACUUCUGAAUCCUUAAAAGCAAACCCUUUUUCUUAGUUCAAGUCAUGUCUUCAUAUGUGGAGUGGCUUGCAAAGAUCACAAAAUAUGCUGAUUUCACACUGGGUUUCAGCUCAUUAGUGAAUUGUGAGGUCCAGUCAGUGGAUGGCCACUGGUAUUACAGAACAAUGAAGUGGAAUAAAAGUUUAUCAGAAUGCAUUAUGUAGUAAAGACAAGUAUUGUUUUGUGGAACUUCUCAGCUGAGAAUCUGAGAGCUGGCUACCACAUUAAAUGUAUUUGUUAAGGGGUACAAGCAUACAGGCUGAAGAAAUGAUCAGUAUCUGAGCUGAAAGAACCAAAUGUGGUCUACAUAGGUGAUCUUGUGGUUUUGCUUUUAACUUCAGAUUACAACAUUGUUUCUAUUGCCUGACUGUAAAUGAAAUUGCCCUGUAGAUACAGAAAGAAUGUCUUUUUCUUUCAGUGUUUAAGCAGGCAGUUUGUAACCCCCAAAUCAGAGGCUUACCAUAAUAAAGUAUUUAUUUCCUCAUUCAUA